CUUUGGUCAGAUUUUCUUAUCAUCAUCAAGCUGCUUAACAGUCUCUUGAAAAAUGUCUCGCGAUGCGUUUGGGAACCUCCGUCUGACGCUUCAUUUAUUUCCCUGUUGUUGGGCAGCUUUCAGCGGCCACUAAGCGCUUCACGGAUCAGAAAGAUGUUUUCCUCUUGUGAUUUCCCGGCCACGGAAAUUGAUGAACCUGAAAUAAGUGCAAGAGGGUCGAAGCCACAUUCUCCUUCCAGACCUUCCAUCAUCAGGUCUGACUUCGGCGACAACAACAGAAUUCAUCUUGGUGAUCUAAACUAUCAUUUCCCAAGCGGCUCGUACCAUCCUAGUACACCCUUCCAGAAAAACGACUCAUUUCUUUCCGACGUGUCGGCCAUUGACCCUCAGAACCAAAGAUCCUGGAUCAAAAGUCUCAAUCCAGCUUGGUAUGCAAGGGCAUUUAGCGACUUACUUGGUGAAAAUGAGGAAUUUGGGAAAUGGUUGACGAGUAAUGCCGGCCAACUUCUCUGGGUACGCAAUGAAUCUGGCUUUGGACGCCCACUCCUGGCCGCCAAGAUGUUGGACGCGUUCGAGUCCAAUGCCUUGUUCCGAGACCCCGUCGUCUCCCACUUCUUUUGCGUCCCGGGCAAAGCCACUCCGCUGCUGACUGUCACCGACGUUCUUGCGGGACUGGUAUAUGGCCUGUUGGCCAAUUCACGCUAUGAAGAACCAGUCCUGCCGCAAAUACGGCGGUCAUUUUCUCGGAGAGUCAAAAACAUUCGAAACGAACCCUCCGGGUUUGCUGUUCUGGUAGAUUUGUUUCUCGAAAUCGUGAGGGACAUCCGUCAGAUUAAUCAAACCCAACAACUUGUACUGGUAAUCUCUGACCCGGAGUCCUGCAUAACGGAUGUCUAUGGUAACAGCAUAUCGAAUCUCAUGGACUUUACAAAGUCAAGUUCGAGAACCAUCGCGAAUAUUAAAUGGAUAAUCAUCAGCCAAAAGUCCCCUUCAGCGAGCGAAUGGGGGCUUCAGAUAGCCGAUUUAGGAUUGAAGACGCUAAUCCUAAAUCCUAUUUCCACCGCAGCAGCACUUGGCCUUACUGGAUUCCUGAAGCAGAUCACUGAAACCGGUCGCAAACUCCGCAUAAUGUAUCAAAGCCUUGAUCAUAACCGAGUAUCUGGCGACGAAGUUUCCUCGUUCCGCCACUGCUCUGGGGCGAUAUUCUGGAUGAAGCCACACAAACCGGGGUCGAAGCAGGAGUCUCGUCUUUUGUGGUACCGACAGAAUAUUGCGUCACCAACAGCUGUGGCUUCGAGUUUCCUUGGUAUUCACGUUGCGUCGGAUCAGUUUGCAAUGGAAGAACAAUACUUUCCAAAGGUUUAUUUCUCGUUCGCCUCCUUGGUUUCGCCUGGAUCAACUCGCUUAUCUGAAACCGAGCCACAGAGUUUGCUCGCAAAAGCUCUCUGGGGCAUUGUUACCCAGCUACUUCUAUCAAUCUGCGGAUCCGAGUCUUCCAUGGCCGCAUUUAUGCUAUCACUUUCCCACAAGUCUUUGCAAGACUUGGUAAAAAUCCUUGGCUCUACAAUGGAUGCAGAAAAAAUCAAACCAUGGUCUCUAUCUACACUUUAUCCUGAGAGUGGCGAUCAAAUAGGGACUCCAGAAGUUAUGGAUGACAAAACCUGGCUGGAGAUGGCGAAGCCUUUAACUAGCAAUCAUCUAACGUUGCUGCGGAUUAUAAUGGCGUCCAUUCUUCAACGAGCUUAUCACAACAAAAAGAGCGCAGUCCUCGUACUCGAUAGUGUACAGCUCAUCCAACCAUCAGACUUCCAGCAACUUGUUGAUCUACUCCAAGAGGUGGGUCACGGUCUUCGAGUUCUGAUAUGUGUGAGCGCCUCGCCAGAGGACUUCGCAAGUGAAAAGGUGGGCUGGGGUUCGAUUUCAGAUGCUUGGGUUGAUAAAUCAACAGAGUACAAGGAGUGUCUACAGAGCCUCCGAUUCAACAGCAUGUAUCAACGGCAAUAUCAGAUUGUUGAUGCUUUAGCCGACACAAAUCAGUGGCUAUGGGUCAACGAGGAGUACAUGAAGUGGCGGGACGACGGUGGUCUUCUUUGGAUUUCUGGGAAAGCAGGAAGCGGCAAGUCGGUGCUUGCCAACACAAUCCUGCAGACUCUUCGCCAAAACCCCAAAGAGUGUCUGGAUGCCAACCCUUGGUCAGUCUGUGCAUGGUUCUAUUCGGCUCGAGGCGUCACCGGCGGAACACAGCAUGACUCGAUGCUCCGAACAUUGAUCUUCGAUAUCAUUGGAGACAACCUGGCCGCUUUCCACGCUAUGAAAGACAUCUAUCGAGAUCUGGUCAGGCAAUGUAAUGGUCUGGUUACCUGGCCUCUAGGUGUUUUGCAAAACGUCCUUCUACUACUCUCUGGUUCCUCUUCCAUACCCAACACGGUAGCAGUCAUUGACGCUUUCGAUGAGUCGGAAAAGGAUGACAAUCCUCAAAAUAUCCGGGCAAAUAUCACCGCAAUGUUCCGCCGACUCGUUAGCUUAUCUUCAGGACGGAUGCGAAUCAUCUUCCUCAGCAGGCCCGACGCUGACAUUGCCAAGGGGUUUCGAGAGUUCCGUCACAUUUCUGUUCAGGACAACAAUCGGAGAGAUAUCUUGAAAAUCAUAGACGAUGGCAUCUUCAAGAUACGAUCAGCUUGGAACAGGAUCAUAGACAACCCGGACUGGGAUGUUUCCGACGACAACGAACACCCAACAACGCCUGGCGCCGCUAGGGAUCAGAUAAUCCUACCAGCUGAAGUAGAGGCUGAGAUUAAUGACAUGAAGAAGUAUCUCAUUUCGAAGGCUUCCGGAGUAACACUCUGGGUGGUUCUCGUUCUGAAAGACCUUCAGAUUCGUUUACAAAGCCAAGAUUGCUUUACAAUCUCCGACCUCCGAAUGACCCUCGAAGCUUUGCCGGUGGAUCUGGAAGAUCUGUACCUUUACUUCCGCAUGAUGCAGGAAAGUCAAAUAUCCAAGAGCCCAAACCGUCCAUCUUACACCAAGCAAAUGUUAACAUGGAUCGUUGGGUCACAGCGGUGGUCACCUCUGCAGCUUGACGAGCUCUGGGAGGCGAUUGCAAUCUUUGGCCCAACCCACGUCCCAUGGUCUGAUGGCGAGACGGUUGAUGUUUCGAGGGGGUUUAUUGCCAGGAACAAGAUACAAUUCGGAAGAAGCUGGGAACGGGUUUAUCAUCUCAUUCACCAGCAUUGCGGCCUGCUGGUAGAAGUACACCGCGUAGAGGACCCGUCUGCGUCAGCUCGGGCCCACGGCAGAGUUGCAGGCCUGGGCGCUUCGGCAAAUUGGACUGUCCAGCUCGCACACGAGACUGUGAGGAAGUUCUUCAGAAACCCGAAAAAGAGCGGGCAUCUCUUCAUUGACAUCGAGGCUGCUGAGAUAAUGGUCGCCACCACAUCAUACUUAUACUUGGGGGUUGCCCGAUCUCCGCAGAUAACAGCCCCCGACCCCAAAUUGAGCGCUCAAGUCAAGACGGACGUACUGGAGCUCAUGAUGAGCUCUGUAUCGACAGCUUCGGGCUUCGAGCCUCAGUUUUUAGCUCUCGCGGAGUUUCUUCGCACUCGACCGCUCGCUCGCUUCGCGUUACAAGUUAUACAUCGAACCAGUUCUGAAGGUUCCUUUUUGCGCAUCCUGAAGGAAUGCGACGACGGCUUUUUGGCAGCCCAGGAUCGUUUCAUCACCCACUGGGUUGCGGAUCUGUGCUUCACUCCUGUCACCCCCGAGACCGGCAUACGGGACUUCAUUCGUUACUGUUGCUCCAAUGGCCGCGGUGACUUCUUUGCCUACAUCAGCGGCCUCACAGAAAAGUACAGUCAACAUUCUUGCGAGCAGUCAUACGGGAGGGCACAUCGGUUGCGCGAUGAUCGUCGUUACGAGAUUGUUGGCGGCGCAAUCGAGACCUUGGCAAUGGUUCCGGCUGAAUACUGGACUUGCUUUCGAUUCGUUGCAGAAACUUUGUUUGAGGAAAUCGUUCGAAUCACUGGAAGUCCGGUGUCCUUUGGCCGGAUGGACCGGCGCUACACCCGUUCCUUCGGCCCGUUUUGUAUCGCCCAAGGUCUAGAGCUACUUUUCGACAUGCGUUGGUCACUGUCCUGA
This is a messenger RNA of Colletotrichum destructivum, 4134 nucleotides long. RefSeq names its product Putative P-loop containing nucleoside triphosphate hydrolase. The coding region runs from base 154 to 4134 and encodes 1326 amino acids. The transcript is spliced from 4 exons. Lineage: Eukaryota; Fungi; Ascomycota; Sordariomycetes; Glomerellales; Glomerellaceae. The record is from RefSeq and is a predicted model, not a curated record.